AUGCCGGACGAGCUGACGGAGCCCGGGCGCGCCACGCCGGCCCGCGCCUCCUCCUUCCUCAUCGAGAACCUGCUGGCCGCCGAGGCCACCAAGGGCGCCGGGCGCACGGCCCAGAGCGCCGGCGGCCGCGAGGACGAGGAGGACGACGGCGACGAGCCGGCAGACGGGGACCCCGAGCAGGCGCGCCGGCGACGGCUGCAGCGCCGCCGACAGCCGCGCGCGGGCCCCGGGCCUGGCGGGGAGGCGCGGGCCCGGGCGCUGCUCGGCCCGGGCGCCCUGGGCCUCGGCCCGCGGCCGCCCCCCGGGCCCGGGCCGCCCUACGCGCUGGGCUGCGGAGGCGCGAGCCGCUGGUACCCGCGGGCGCCCGGCGGCUACGGAGGCGGACUGAGCCCUGACGCCAGCGAUCGGGAUUCCCCGGAGACCAGCGAGGAGCUGGGCCGGGCCGAGGGCGCCUGGCCGCGUGGGCCUGGGCCGGCCGCAGCGCAGCGCGAGGCGGUGGAGCUGGCCGUGCGGGGCCCGGAGGCGGCCAGAGCAGAGGAGGCGGCAGAGCUGGCCGAGACCCCCGCGGCGGCGGCGGCGGCGGCGGCGGGGGAGGCCCGCAGCGCAGGUGGUGGCCGCAAGAAGAAGACGCGCACGGUCUUCUCUCGCAGCCAGGUCUUCCAGCUUGAGUCCACGUUCGACCUGAAGCGCUACCUGAGCAGCGCCGAGCGCGCCGGCCUGGCUGCGUCGCUGCAGCUCACCGAGACGCAGGUCAAAAUCUGGUUCCAGAACCGCCGGAACAAGUGGAAGCGGCAGCUGGCCGCCGAGCUGGAGGCGGCCAGUCUGUCCCCACCUGGCGCGCAGCGCCUCGUCCGAGUCCCGGUGCUGUACCACGAGAGCCCCCCGGCCGCCGGCGCGGCCGCCGGGGCUCCCACCACGCUGCCCUUCUCGCUGGCGCCCGCUGCGCCCGCGCCGCCCCCGCCGCUGCUUGGCUUCUCUGGCGCUCUUGCGUACCCUCUGGCCGCCUUCCCCACGGCUGCCGCCUCCGUGCCCUUCCUGCGGGCGCAGAUGCCCGGGCUGGUGUGA
Molecule: messenger RNA, 1065 nt
Organism: Ochotona curzoniae (black-lipped pika)
Lineage: Eukaryota; Metazoa; Chordata; Mammalia; Lagomorpha; Ochotonidae
Gene: HMX1
Product: H6 family homeobox 1
Exons: 2
Coding region: 1-1065 (354 amino acids)
Biological process (GO): negative regulation of DNA-templated transcription; regulation of transcription by RNA polymerase II
Cellular component (GO): nucleus
Molecular function (GO): RNA polymerase II transcription regulatory region sequence-specific DNA binding; DNA-binding transcription factor activity, RNA polymerase II-specific
Source: RefSeq, a predicted model, not a curated record